UUCAGUUGGCGCCACAGCGAGCUUGACUGUCAUUGCCGCGAGUCUGCACGUGUUCUGCGAUACACUGCGGAUUUUGGACAAUUCCACCACAAUUUUAAUGUUUUUUCGGACUACUAUGUUUGCAUCCACGUGUACAACUUGUAGUUCGAGGUGCUGAACGCGUGUCACGAUGAUCAGAAGACGAGAAACUAGUUUAUUCCUGCUAGUUAGCUAGCUAACUGGAGGAGCUAGCAUUAGCAGAGCCGGAGAACAACAUGUUCAGACUUGUUCCCAGACACCACGCUGAGAGAGAGAGAGAGAAGGAACAACGACACGUGUAUCAUUAGAAACCCAGACAGUUGUUUUAAUUCGUUAAUGACAAAUACAAUGGAUUACCAGUUCCCACAGCAGCUUUUUCCUUCGUUUUAUAACUGUGGACCUCCGGACUCGGCCGUGAAACACUGUGCGGGAACCUGGGGCAGCUAUGGCCGAGUCAUCCCUCAGGGCAGCUCUGGUCCUCUCUCCAGCUGGUCAUUUACAUCCAGUCAUCAGGUCAGAGGGGAGACAUGGCGCCACACCGAGCCGGUGUCGGUUCCCCUCCUGUCUCCUAAAAAUGCUUUCCUUUGGCCUUUGAAGCCUCCAGAUCCGCUGGACUUCAUAGAACAUAUGCAGAACUUCUUCAUGGACCACAGCCAGGACGCCUUCGGGUGCAUGGGUGAAAUUCUGAGCGAACAUUUCAAACCAGGACCGAGAGAGAAAUAUCACAGGAAUUCAGUCUAUGAGGUGAAAAACGUCCUCGACAUGCUGAACAUUAAGAUGUACUCCAAGUCCCAUUCCUGCAGAUUGCUGGACACGUACAGCACCCUGCUGUCGGACGUGGUGCCCGCCGUCCCUCCUGAGCUGCUGGGUUCUCUGCUGUACGAGGAGUUGACGGAGCAGAGGGACCGCAUGCUGUUCUCUGAAGGAGCCACGGGGGGCGCUCUGGCCUUUGUCCCCUUCUCACAGAGCGGCAGUGACUCUCAGCGUGGCUGCCUCAUCUACCCUGGAAAACAGGGACAUGACUGCCUCAACUUCCACAGAGUGGAGCUGCAGCACCACAGAGGAAGUUCCUCCUGUCUGGACGCCAGCAGGAGCAGCAGCGACUCCUUCAGCUUCCAGCUGAAAGGCCCCAUCAGACAGAUCAGCUCUGCCUCUCUGCUCGACGACUGUUGUGUUGCAGUGCGAUCGGACCACCUGUGUGGAGUUUGGAGGUUCAGUGAAAGAACCGAACCUCGUCUGCUGCAAGUUGUCAACACCAAAGAGGUCGCGACCUGCAUCAGCGUCAGUCCUCAUGUUUUAGGUGAAGUUCUGGUGGCGAGUGAGAGCGGAGCAGCAAACCUGUGGACUGUGGGCAGAGGGAUGCAGAAGGUCCGGGAGGAGGUCGACAACCUGUACUUCAACGCCAAGUCGUCGUGGCGUUGGUGCGAGUUCUCCGCCCACCCGAGGGUGAUGUUGUACGCAGACAGGACGGGGGUGGAGCUCACAGACAUCAGGGCGAGUCCUGUCUCGAGUCACACUCUGUUUCGUAUCAGCAACACCCCCGAGUGUCGCAGUGGGGAGAGACUCAUUCUGUCCAGAUAUCUGGGAGACGUCCACUCCUUCCAGCACCUCAUCACCACUCAGUACUCGGCCUACAUCAUGGACGAGCGUUUCCCCUGCACGCCCAUGCUCAAGUGGGAUCACCUGAUGGAGUCCCCACCCAUGUUUUGUCACACUGUUCGUGGCUCGGCCUCCUCUGGCUCAACAGUGGGUGGGGCUAGGACCACCAAGGUCCUGCUGGGCUCCCACAGCUCUCAGGAAAUCGCACUGCUGCAGUACUCAGGAGGCAGAGCGGAGGCCUGUUCUAGUCAAGGUCCUCCUCAGGCGCUGCUCAGAGCCAGAGACAGUCUGAAACACCUUCCUGUCCAGAUCCCUCACCGCUUGGACAUCGCAACCAGCAGAUUGUCCUCCCCUGCUGCAGGUCUGACUUGUAUUCAGAAGAGAGGAGGAAGAGAGGCAGGUGGCGAGGAGUGUAUCUGUAUCCUACAGCUGACGGAGGCAGGAGAUAUCUUCUACCAGGUCCUGGAGCCUGCGCAGCAGGACACCUCUGGACCUCCAGCAGUAGAGGACGACCUGCCGCCACAGCCAGCUCUGAAAGAAGCCACAACUUCAGGGAGAAAGACAGCCAAACGGCCUCAGUCACUUUCUCAACUGGUUAUAUCGGACACGUCGAGCGAUGAGAGCGUAAUCGGACCGACUCAGCAUCCAACUGUGCCGAGGUUUGUGGCCGAAACGCCGGAGAGGGAACAACAAGGGCUGAUUGUGUACUCUGACACUUGUUCUGAGGAUUCAGAGUCCAGAUGGAGAGGUCGAAACCUGAAGCGACUGCGGCUGCAGGUCGUCAUCAACGAUGAUCCAGAUCUGGAUCAAGUGAGUGGAUCGGACGCAGGUGUGAAAGAUGGAGAGGUGGGUGAAGGUAACGUCGAUAGAACUGAGGAACCCGGCGGUGUGGAGGAAACCGUCAGCAGCUUGGGUCGCUCAGAGUGUCCGGCUGCCGUGAAGCUCAGCGACGCCACUCUUGUCACGUGGAAACAUUGGCUCCAGAAAUUGAUGCAAAGGAGUCGUGAAAAGAAGCCCCGUCAACGCCGCCCGCAGCACCUCACAUUCGGAACUGAACACCUGCUCCACCGUGUUGACGAUGAAGCGAGUGAUUCGACAGAAGCGAAGCGCGUACAGAGCCUGAGGCGUGAUCUGAGAGCGUGCAUGUCCAAGCGCUCGCUGCUGGUUCACGGCGCCGUCUCUGCAUCCCUCGGGGCUCCAGAUGUGGUAAUGGUGCCAGAUGUGGUGGAUACAGAAGUCUGGAGUGAUCAGAUCAGCCAUCGCCUGACCCUCUCCUGGCAGGGCGAGGAGGCGUGGCGGGCGUGGUGGGAGGACCAGCUGGGCCUGAACAGGGAGGAGAAGGUGGCGGCUCUGAAGAGGAAGAGGAGGAGGGAGAAGGAGGCGAAGAGAGCCUCCGGGCGACGCAUGGAGCUCUCCGGGAGCUUCACCUCGUCUGUCAGCUACCAGACAGAGCUGAGCGAUUUCUCCGAUUCCACUGGCUGGUCUUCUGCCGCGAGCCAGGGGGCGUGGUCAGACUCCGAAGGUAAGCUGUCCCAGUUGGAGGAUGUUUCGGAGAGUGGGACGCCAAGAGCCGCAACACCCUCCACCGUGCAAACUGACACUCCAGUUCCCACGCCGACCCCCACACCUCAAAGUGUUAGAUAUAAUCAAGUUGACCAGCAGACCCCCAGCAGCUCCCGAGCCCUCCCCCCAUCUCAGACACCAAAACCUGACUCCACACCGGCCAAUCAGAGGAGAAACAAACGUCCAGUCAAGGACUACCUCAGCUCUCUGUUUGCACCACAGGAUGAGCCCUCGCAGCAUGACAGUUAUUUCCUGGAAGAGGGGAGCGCCGCGCGCCCCCCACCUCCACCAGCGACCUCGUCCUCCUCCCAGAGGAGCCUCAGGAUGGAUCUGUCCCAGGACGCCCCCGUCUGGUCGGGUUUCUUCCAGUCCCAGAGUUCACAGGGUCGGCUGGGGCUGUCGCAGGCGUCGCAGGCGUCGCAACCCAAGAGAAAGUCUCGAAUGGGAUUUUGAUUCACUGGUCGGUCUGUCCGUCACACGGAGGGGGAGUGUAUCGUUUGGAGUACCUGAUCUCAGGAAAACAAAAAACAGUCUCAAGGAACGUUUUUCUGAUUUCCGGCUUCUUCAUCUGCCUCAGGAUUUGUAAAAAUGGAUUUAUAUCGGUAUUAUUCACUGGGAUUGUACAUACAAAAAAAUUAACAUGCAAACGGGAUCUUAUGGAAGUGGAUGAACUGACUGCAUGUUGGAAAAGGAUCCCUGGCACUGUUGCUGAUCCCUGAAGACGUCUGCAGACUGGCUGAAGAAGACCGACUGCCGGCUGGUUUGGUAGGACUCAGUGCAGUUUAUUAUCUUUGUUUUGUGGUUUGUGCCGUUUGUUUGCUGAUGUCAUAUCCUUUGUGUGUGUGUGUGCAAUGUAAUGUAAGAUCAAAUGAGCAGUCAUUCAUUCUUUGCAUCAUGAUGAGGUGUUCACACUGCAGGUGACGUUUAACUCUAAAUGAUGACUGUUAAAUGAUUACAAAAAAAGACAUUGCUUUUAUGUGUUGGAAUGAAAGGACUCAAUCAUCUCGUUGUUUUUGGUGUGAAAACAGGAACAGUUUUUACUUCUAAGUACUAAAAUAUGACAUUUCCAGGACCGGGAUUUCCUGAUUUGCCUAAAUCAGCAUCUAUCUGGUAUCUGGUCAUAAUUGUGACCUUGUGUACGAAUGUGAGUGUGAAAGUGAAAGAUUAUUUUUUACAGAAAGUCUGGGUUUCUUUUGAAAUUUCUCUUUACCAAUUCUGUUUCUCAGAAAUCAGUCGGUUAUUUUUUACUUUGGUAAAUGAAAGUACACCUCGCUCACUGUGAUAAAUUAUUUUUAUGAAACCUUUCUACAUCUGCUUCUCUAAACAAAACAGAACUGAUUUGAAUAAAAUCACUCAAAGAAUA
Messenger RNA from Sebastes umbrosus (honeycomb rockfish), 4543 nucleotides. It is a transcript of the gene taf1c, whose product is annotated as TATA-box binding protein associated factor, RNA polymerase I subunit C. The record is from RefSeq and is a predicted model, not a curated record. The transcript has 15 exons. The coding region runs from base 355 to 3633 and encodes 1092 amino acids. Gene Ontology annotation, cellular component: fibrillar center. Gene Ontology annotation, biological process: transcription by RNA polymerase I. Lineage: Eukaryota; Metazoa; Chordata; Actinopteri; Perciformes; Sebastidae. Gene Ontology annotation, molecular function: RNA polymerase I core promoter sequence-specific DNA binding; protein binding.